GAACAUGGUGCGCCGGCUCUCGAUUACAGUGAGGAUUCCGCGCGCGGGCGGCCCACCACGAGUCACGGUGCACAUCGCGCGGCCAGCGGGUGAUGAUGAUGGGCAGCGCCCGCGUGGCCGAGCUGCUGCUACUCCACGGCGCGGACCCCAACUGCGCGGACCCCGCCACCCUCACCCGGCCGGUGCACGACGCCGCCCGGGAGGGCUUCCUUGACACGCUGGUGGCCCUGCACCGAGCCGGGGCGCGGCUGGAUGUGCGCGAUGCCUGGGGCCGCCUGCCCGUGGACCUGGCCGAGGAGCGGGGCCACCGCGACGUCGCCCAGUACCUGCGCGCGGCCGCGGAGAGCACAGAAGGCGGUAGCCACGCCCGCGCAGACUCCACGGAAGGUCCCGCAGACAGCUCGGACCCAAAGAAUUAUUGAAAUCAUUGGAAUACGAGAAAGAACAUCAC
This is a messenger RNA of Budorcas taxicolor (takin), 451 nucleotides long. Its product is annotated as cyclin-dependent kinase inhibitor 2A-like. The record is from RefSeq and is a predicted model, not a curated record. Gene Ontology annotation, molecular function: protein kinase binding; cyclin-dependent protein serine/threonine kinase inhibitor activity. The coding region runs from base 93 to 422 and encodes 109 amino acids. Lineage: Eukaryota; Metazoa; Chordata; Mammalia; Artiodactyla; Bovidae. Gene Ontology annotation, cellular component: nucleus. Gene Ontology annotation, biological process: regulation of cyclin-dependent protein serine/threonine kinase activity; negative regulation of cell population proliferation. The transcript has 3 exons.